GUCAUACUGCUUUUUUAAGGCAUCUAGUUAGCCCUGAAGCUAGGGUCUUUCAAACCCUGACCCCUAACCAGGAAAGACUGUAAGAUUUCAUUAUUAACCGAAAUCUCAAGGCGACUACCGUCUUCUGAAAAAAGCUCCACUUAAAGCCGAACCCAAUCCAAGAACGACCAGGUUGAGCCCAUAGAGUCUGAGACUAUGGAGGUCGACCUGAAAGAAGUUGGUCAAGAAGUCGAACAGCCAGAGAAAGGUAAAAAGGAAGAGGAGGAACCAUCGGAGAACAAGGAGGACUCGCCCCAGACUCGAGGUCCGAGCCAAGGAGCUGCUGUAAAGCGGUUUGUGGUCAAGGAGUGGAGUGCGGUGGCCCUCUGGUCAUGGGAUGUAGUCGUGGAUAACUGCGCGAUCUGCCGGAAUCAUAUUACGGAGGUGUGCAUCGAGUGCCAGGCCAACCAUGUCGUGAUCCCCACCGAGGAGUGUCCUGUCGCCUGGGGGACGUGCAACCAUGCGUUCCAUUUCCAUUGCAUCUCGCGGUGGCUGAAGAACCGACCGGUGUGCCCUCUUGACAACUGCGAGUGGGAGUUCCAGAAGUACGGCCUCUAGGCCGGUUCUAUAGGUCCUCCUGCUCAAAGUCCUGUCUUUAAAAUAAAGCUUCAUAAAUGUAACCAUA
This is a messenger RNA of Drosophila ananassae, 664 nucleotides long. RefSeq names its product E3 ubiquitin-protein ligase RBX1. Gene Ontology annotation, molecular function: zinc ion binding; ubiquitin protein ligase activity; cullin family protein binding. Gene Ontology annotation, biological process: protein ubiquitination; ubiquitin-dependent protein catabolic process. The transcript is spliced from 2 exons. The record is from RefSeq and is a predicted model, not a curated record. NCBI's taxonomy places the organism in Eukaryota, Metazoa, Arthropoda, Insecta, Diptera, Drosophilidae. The coding region runs from base 196 to 597 and encodes 133 amino acids. Gene Ontology annotation, cellular component: cullin-RING ubiquitin ligase complex; nucleus.